AUGUACGGUGAGCAGGGCAUUAAGUUGGUUCAACAUGCCAAGAGAACGCUGAAUCUUUCGCAUCUGCCCCCCUACCAGACCGAGACUGUUCGCGCCGUUACCCGGGAAGUCCGAGAUCUUGAUAAAGAUGUCACCGAACUCUUAGAGCCGUUCCAGGGCUCAUUCGAUCCUUCCGCUGACCAGGCCGUCGCGUGCACGCUCCUCGUCAACCAUCUGUCAAUGCGACGAAACAAACGAUGUUUGCUAGCAUAUCAUAGAACUAGAACCGACAAGCUGGAAGAACUAGUCUGGAAGGGUGCUGAUGUGGUUGACCUUUCCGGCCAGCAAGUUCGAGGGGACCCCAAUGCGAAGGACACGCCGACGAGCAGUCUCAGUCCACAAGAGGAGGACUAUGUGCGGCAGUACAGCGAUCUUUUGGCGGCUUACAAGGGACAAUGGACGGACAUUGAUCUCACGGGGAGCCUGGAACCUCCUCGUGAUCUCUUCAUCGAUGUCCGCGUUCUCAAAGAUGCUGGAGAGAUCCAAACUGAAUAUGGGGCGAUCACUUUGACGAAAAACAGCCAAUUCUAUGUUCGACAAGGAGACGUGGAAAGACUCAUUGCUCAAGGAUACUUGCAGAAACUGAGCUGA
Clonostachys rhizophaga is the source of this 630-nucleotide messenger RNA. The record is from the annotation of a GenBank genome assembly. Lineage: Eukaryota; Fungi; Ascomycota; Sordariomycetes; Hypocreales; Bionectriaceae.